Molecule: messenger RNA, 402 nt
Organism: Trichoderma atroviride IMI 206040
Lineage: Eukaryota; Fungi; Ascomycota; Sordariomycetes; Hypocreales; Hypocreaceae
Source: RefSeq, a predicted model, not a curated record
AUGUCUGAGUCUGAGGCCCAGAAGACUAUCGCUGAGCAUGGAGGAUAUCCGCUACCAACAGAGGGGCAAUCGCCACAUGGGAUCUUUUGGAGGGCACAGGCCUUGGCAUUGGCCUCUGCUUCUGCGGCUAGUAUCCCUCCCUUCAAAGACGCCCCCAGCACUCUUUGCCAGCCCGCAAUGCCAGAAACCGACGCUGCCAAGAACAAACUUGCAGCCACUACCAAAGUGCCCGCGUCCAAAGCUGGACUAGGCCCCGUUGUGCCACACACAGAGGCACGAGAUAGGCCGCCUCCACUCUGUCCGGCGCUAUGCUCGCUGCAAAGAGUCCCUGCAGCCAACGGCGGCUCGCUGCUUCACCUUUGGAUGAUAGGCGGUACAUCACAGAGGAGCAGUGAGACAUGA